AUGCUGUACAUAGUCGGCCUCGGCCUCGGCGACGAGCGCGACAUCACGGUACGGGGGCUCGACGCCGUCCGCCGCUGCGCCAAGGUCUACAUGGAGGCCUACACCUCCCUCCUCUCCCUCGGCCUCGACCCCGCCUCGCUCGCCAACCUCGAGAAGAUGUACGGGAAGGAGAUCACGGUCGCCGACCGCGAGAUGGUGGAGGAGCGCGCCGACCAGAUGCUGACCGAUGCCAAGGACGCCGACGUCGCCUUCCUCGUCGUCGGAGACCCGUUUGGGGCGACCACCCACACUGAUCUGGUCGUUCGGGCCAAGGACAUGGGGGUGGAAGUUAAGGUUAUUCACAAUGCUUCUGUCAUGAACGCGGUCGGAAUUUGUGGGUUGCAACUUUACCGCUACGGGGAGACCAUCUCCAUACCUUUCUUCACGGAGACAUGGAGACCAGAUAGUUUCUAUGAGAAAAUUCAGAACAGUCGCCGACUUGGCCUGCACACUCUUUGCCUACUAGACAUUCGUGUUAAAGAGCCAACACUCGAGUCCUUGUGCAGGGGAAAGAAAGUGUAUGAACCACCACGAUUUAUGACUGUAAACACUGCAAUAAGUCAGCUUUUGGAGGUGGAGGAACUGCAUGGGGGAUCUGCUUAUGGCCCAGAUUCACUAUGUAUGGGUGUAGCUCGCCUUGGAAGCGAUGACCAGAAGAUUGUUGCUGGCCCCAUGAAGAAACUACUCGAUGUUGAUUUUGGAGCACCCCUUCACUGCCUCAUCAUAGUGGGAGAGACACAUCCCGUGGAACAAGAGAUGCUAGAGUUCUACAUGAUCAAGUAGUGAUCUGCUUUCAUGAACAUGUUGUAGACUAAAGGCAUGAUCCCUGUAUGAUGGAGAUGGACCACCAGUUGGAUCAUGAAUGUUUGCUCGAUUCUGCAAUACGAGUGUACACUAGAUGUUUACUGCUAGACCGGAUGAAUACUCGUUUAGUCAAAGGCUGGGUUCAGCUGUAUUUUUGCCCUGUACUGAAUAGUGUGGACGCAUGUGAAGUUGUGAACAUCUUUUGAAUAUUAUCAUUUACAAUGCGCGUGCGCUUGUGCCUA
Messenger RNA from Lolium rigidum, 1085 nucleotides. Its product is annotated as probable diphthine methyl ester synthase. NCBI's taxonomy places the organism in Eukaryota, Viridiplantae, Streptophyta, Magnoliopsida, Poales, Poaceae. The coding region runs from base 1 to 822 and encodes 273 amino acids. Gene Ontology annotation, biological process: protein histidyl modification to diphthamide. The record is from RefSeq and is a predicted model, not a curated record. Gene Ontology annotation, molecular function: diphthine synthase activity. The transcript has 7 exons.